Molecule: messenger RNA, 5917 nt
Organism: Mirounga angustirostris (Northern elephant seal)
Lineage: Eukaryota; Metazoa; Chordata; Mammalia; Carnivora; Phocidae
Gene: TSLIG1
Product: zinc finger and BTB domain containing 8 opposite strand
Exons: 7
Coding region: 385-924 (179 amino acids)
Biological process (GO): tRNA splicing, via endonucleolytic cleavage and ligation
Cellular component (GO): tRNA-splicing ligase complex
Source: RefSeq, a predicted model, not a curated record
UUUUCUUAAAGGCCGUUCAGCUGCCGACACUGUCAAAAUACUCAGAUGAGAAAUAUAGGAUGCUUUCGGGUCUAGUUAACAACUCUGGGAGUGAGGCGGAAAGAAAAGGCUUCCAACCACUCAGACAUAGGGGUGUCUAGUUCAAGUGUCUCCCUACUCCUAGGUCCUCCAGUUUCUUUUUUCUUAUUUCUUAGAACGGAUGAAGUAAACGCAGAAAAUAGGGUCUAAGCCUAUUAAAGAUGUGCUCCCAGCGGCAGGCCCUAGGACAGAAAUCUUAGGGUAUAAAGUACAUCGGCGAGAAUGGAGUCCUGGUUCUUUAAGGGGGCGUGCCAAUGGGGGCGGAGUCUAGAGCGGAAGUUGUAAAUCAGAUCCGAAGUCCGGCUAAUGAAGGGCGGAAGUAGAGUGUUUAGUGCUGCAAUCAUGGCGCAGGAAGAGGAAGAUAUUCGAGAUUACAAUUUGACUGAAGAGCAGAAGGCGAGAAAGGCCAAGUAUCCUCCAGCCAUUCGGAAGUACGAGUAUUUGGAUCAUACAGCAGAUGUCCAGUUACAUGCGUGGGGAGAUACUCUGGAGGAAGCAUUUGAACAAUGUGCAAUGGCCAUGUUUGGUUACAUGACAGAUACUGGGACUGUGGAGCCCCUGCAAACAGUAGAAGUAGAAACCCAAGGAGAUGACUUACAGUCUCUGCUGUUUCACUUUUUGGAUGAGUGGCUUUAUAAGUUCAGUGCUGAUGAAUUCUUCAUACCCCGGGAAGUGAAAGUACUUCAAAUUGAUCAAAGAAAUUUCAAAUUACGGUCAAUUGGGUGGGGAGAAGAAUUUUCAUUGUCCAAGCACCCUCAGGGAACUGAAGUCAAGGCAAUAACCUACUCAGCAAUGCAGGUCUAUAAUGAAGAGAAGCCAGAAGUUUUUGUGAUCAUUGACAUUUAAGAUACCAAAAAACAAAACAAAACAAAAAUAACCUCCUAAAACUCCCACCUAUGAAGAACUGUUUUUUUCCUCUUCCUUUUCAGAAGAUCCCGUGAUGUAAAUUCUACAGUAUCUGUUGAUACAUGGAGAUUUGCAGAACAGAACUUUUUUAAAAAAGAUUUUAUUUAUUUAUUUGACAGAGAGCGAGAGAGCACAAGCAGGGAGCAGCAGAGAGAGAGGGAGAAGCAGGCUCCCUGCUGAGCAGGGAGGCCAAUGCGGGGCUCGAUCCCAGGACCCCGGGAUCAUGACCUGAGCAGAAGGCAGCUGCUUAACGACUGAGCCACCCAGUCGCCCCAAUUUUCUAUAUAUACAUUAAGAGAGGUUGUGUUUUAGAUUCCUGUGGGACAGAGCCAUCCUGUAUUCCACUUGAUUUUCUUAGAAGAAAUAAUUAUAGUUUAACAAUUGGGACACUUCUCUAGAAAAAGCUCUGAGUUUCUCUCUCUCACAUUUUUAAAGCACUAAUGUAUGGACACUUUACUGUUUUCCCAUAAGAAAAAUUAAAUACCCUUACAAAUGGGCCCUUCCAACAUGUAAUUUUAUAUUAAAGCCAGUAUGUUUAUACAUUUAAAGAAGAAAAUAAUCAUUUUAACAUUUCUUUUUUUUUUUAAUUACCUAAGAUCUUUGUUGUGGGAAAACCAUGUUAAAAUGAUCUGAACUUUUCAAAGGAGGUAACUUAAAAAAAAAAAACUUCUUUUGUUUGAUUUGCAACGUUAUUCUAGUCUCUAUUCAUUGAUUGAGGUAUUCUUUGUUGCCACGACAAGAGUUUGCAAAGUUGCUAUUUAUUCACACAUAGAUGAGAAAAGAUUGCCACUGGGUGGUGCCAAAUAUCAUUAUAGCAUGCUAAACUUGACCUAAAAGGAAGAGAUUGUCUGUGAGCUUCCUAAGUAUUCUAAGCACUGUAAUAUUCUUCUCUGGGUAUUUAACAGAAAGUAGAGGUAAUGGAGACUAGGCCAAGAACCAUGGUUUGAAUAGUAGCUCUUCAAAUGAAUACAUAGCAGGAUAGUUGGGGUGGUGCUUCUUAGCCUUUUUUAUUGUUAGGCACAUUUUGUAAAUUUGAAUUGUGGUCCUCCAAGCAAAAACUGUCUAUAAGAACCUCUUAACCUUUUGUUAGGAUGAAUUUCCAGGCAGACAUAGGGCUUUUUUUUUUUUCUUUUCCAUGGACUCCUUUGAAUAUCAUGGGCUGUUUGGGGCAUUGAUUGUGAAAAUGUGCACUGGAAUACUGUGAGUCUAAUGGAAGAGCUGAAUCCAGAAUAGGAAGAGCUCUUGGGAUAUAUUAAGCCAAGCAGGGUACAAACUUGACUAGGAGAAAAAGAAUAGCUACACCUCUUACCACCAGUGUUAUAUAAUGGGGUUCAGAAAGAGCAAGUCAGUUGUAAUUAUGCAAUACAAAUUAUACUUCUUUUCAUUUAUAGUAAAUUUAUAAUUUGUUAAAUUUUGUGUGAAUUCUAAAAUGUGUUUUGGGAUGCUGCGUGGCUCAGUUGGUUAAGCAUCUGCCUUCAUCUCAGGUCAUGAUCCCAGGACCCUAGGAUUGAGUCCCGCAUAGGGCUCCUUGCUCAGUGGGAGCCAGCUUCUCCCUCUGCUUGCCAGUCCCCCUGCUUGUGCGAUCUCUCUCUCUCUGACAAAUAAAUAAAAUCUUAAAAAAAAAAAAAGUUUGUAUUUUUAAACAUGCCAAAAUGAAGAUACUGAGUAGAAGGAAAAUGAGUAUGUUGCCCUUUGUAUGUGAAGUUGGCAUUCUUGACUUACCAGCAACACACACUUUAUUUUUGUUUAUUUACUGAGAUGGUUGCACCAGGCUCUCACCAGACUCUAAUACUAGAGUCGGGUAUGUGUCUUGGGCUAGGAAACACGUCUUUCCCCUUUGGAAAGCAAUUCCCCCACCCUAUAACAUACCCACUCAUCUUCACUUCUGUGUCUUAUUCUCCUAUCUGGGCUGUCUUUCCCAUUUCCCAAAACAUGAAUAGCACAUUGACUGCCCAAGGAGUUAGGGGCAUAAUGAGAAUGAACUGUGGGUGUUUAGCUGAGGAUUUAUGCCUCUCAGCUCUUGCCCUUAUUGCCAAAGUGAAUAUAGGCCUAGUGUUGCAGUUUUCAUGAUACUCCAAAAUUGGGAUUUUCAUAUGAAAUCUCCCGAGUUUGGGGGAGGGGGAACACCCCACUAUGGGUCAUCACAGUGGAGUACAAACAAAUUGUGGGUGGGCUGAAUCAAAGCUGGUCAGAAAGCUCUGCUUUAAAGCACAGCUCAAGUCACAUUUUCUCAAACCUUCCCUAACCAUUCCAGCCUUCAGUGGUCUUUAAACUAUGCCUCCUUAUGGGGCACGUGGGUGGCUCAGUUGAUUAGGCGACUGCCUUUGGCUUGGGUCGUGAUCCUGGGGUCCUGGGAUCGAGCCCCAGAUCGGGCUCCUGGCUCGGCGGGGAGCCUGCUUCUCCCUCUCUCUGCCUGCUAUUCCACCUGCUUGUGCUCUCUCUCUGUCAAAUUUAAAAAAAAAUCUUUAAAAAAUAAACUAUGCCUCCUUAGUUAACUUUAAAGCUUUGCAGCCUUAAUUUUAUAAUUGUUCCGUGUUCGCAACCUUGUCCCUCUGAAUUAGAAGGAGCGGUCCCAGGUGGCAUAUAAUAAUAGAUGGUCAGUCACUACCUAAGGUUCCUGGGCUAAGUAAGCAUCUUGGAGCUACAUCAAAUUCAGGCAGAGCCUGCAGGUCAGCUCCUUGAGCAGAUCUACAAGAGUGUAGGAUCCCAAGUCACAAGUCUCAAUCUCUAGCCUUCAGUCUGCUGUCUGACCAUGGACCUACUUCCUCAUCCAUGUAUUAGUAGUGCUAGUGAUUCCUUAAUUCCUUUCCAAUUCUAAGUUUCUGUGAUCCUGCAUUACUGUAUUUUAAACAACUGAGCUGAGAACAAGAAGGUUUCUGUUACUGAAACUGUUUUUGAUUGUUUAGCCUAAAGGGUCCAUAUCACACCAUCAGCAUGUUCCCAUUCACUCCAAUUAGAUGGCCUUUGUCAUGAGUAUGGCAGUGUGUCCCAUGAUGGCAGUGGCUUUUCAGGAAAGUCAUCGUGACAUGGUGACCUUUUCUCCCUGGUGCCUCUCCCUCCAAGCGGUAUAAGUGGUUUUGUAUCCCUACAGCCACUCUUGCCGAUUCUCUUUCCACCUUGCUAUUACCACUUGGGCUUUGGAAGUAAAUGUUCAAAAAGGGUGGGAAAAGAACAAUUUAUACCCUCCUCAAAGUGGGGCAUGUGCACCCAGUGAACUAGGGUUCUGCCCCCCUCCCCACUUCUGAAGUCUGAGCUUCAGAAGGCUUGAGGAUUUACAGAUUGAGAAUUUUGUUUCUUCAUCUAAGAAACCAGAAAACCGGAAAGGAUGUCCUCCAAAAGCUCCUUCCAGAGCAAACAUCCACAGAAUUUAGUGACUAUAGUACUUUAUCAAUGUUGUUUCCCAUCUAAUGUACUAUGAAUAGCUCUUAUUUUGUUACCUAUGAAAUGAAUAAUGUCAAAUUCUGGACAAAGAAGAAAGUACUCUUAGAAAAAAGGCCAGCAUAUUUAUUUUUGUCAUAAACGCAUAUCCAGGAUUUAUCUGUACAAACUACUUCCCCAAGUGCUUUCAGUAUGUUGUCCAUUUGUCCUUCCAGUAUUUCUUUUUUGUCCUUCCAGUAUUUCUAUAUGUGGUGCAUUUAUCCUUCAUUUUACAAAUAUGGAAAUUAGUAACACCGAAAACUACCUGGCUGUUAAGGGGAAGAUUUGGGACUCUGUUUAUUGUCUUCAUACAACAUCCUUUAAUAUAUAACAAAUCACAUCUAUGUUCUGUUGUUCUUUUGAUCCACCUGUGAGGUUAGUAUAGCAGCUAUUCGUUUUGUAUAUAAGGAAACACUUCAUGUUUGGGUGAUAUUUGUAAGAUACAACCCAAAAGAAGAUGACUGACGGAUUGUGCCAUUUUCUUUGACACUUACUCUAAAAGUUCAAAAGCUAAUGUUAUUUAGCAGAAACUUUUUUUUUUUUUUAGGAUUUAUUUAUUUGAGGUGGGGGAGGAGCAGAGGGGUAGGGAAAGGGACCAGCAGACUGCGCUGAGCGUGGAGCCUGACAUGGGGCUCAGUCUCAUGAGCCUGAGAUCGUGACCUGAGCUGAAACCAAGGGUUGGAUGCUUAACUGACUGAGCCACCCAGGCACCCCAAAAACAUUUGAACUGUAGGAACAGGUUCAUAGGACAAGACAGUAAAGAAGAGUAGAUUUCUAUUGUUUCUUCCCACUGCCAAAUAAAUAUACAACUAUGUGUGUGGUUGGUUGGUUUGUAAGUAGACUCCAUGCUGGGCGUGGAGCCCAAUGCAGGGCUUGAACUCACAACCUGAGAACAAGACCUGAGCUAAGAUCAAGAGUCGGGUGCUUAACUGACUGAGCCACCCAGGUGCCCCAAUGUGUGUGGGGUUUUUUGUUUUUUGUUUUUUAAGAUUUUAUUUAUUUGACAGAGACACAGGGAACACAAGCAAGGGGAGUGAGAGAGGGAGAAGCAGGCUUCCCACUGAGCAAGGAGCCUGAUGUGGGGCUCGAUCCCAACCUGAGCCGAAGGCAGAUGCUUAACAACUGAGCCACUCAGGCAUCCCAACGUGUGCGUUUUUUAAACUGCUUCCAAGUAUAAACGUUGAGGAUGUUAGAGUCGAAUUCCAAUGCUGACCCUGUCAUUCAUGAACUGUAUGACUUUAGGAAAUUUCCUCAGCCUCUUUGAGGCUUAGUCUCCUCAGCUCUGAAAUGGGGAGGAUGACUACUGUCAGACCAGGUUGCUGUGCGAUGCUCUGGUAUUGCUAGGGUAGUGAAGAACCUUAUUUUGUAAAUGAAGAAAAAGUCAUUUUGGAAUUAUACUUGGAGCUGUGGCAUUUAAACGACUGUGCUAACAUUAUUUGGAGGACUUGGGGUGUGUAGCGGUUGAUAGCACAAACUGGCGCCAGAUCACUGGGGGUCAAGUCCUGGUUCUGCCAUU